Messenger RNA from Exophiala aquamarina CBS 119918, 1251 nucleotides. Its product is annotated as cytochrome P450 oxidoreductase. The transcript is spliced from 2 exons. NCBI's taxonomy places the organism in Eukaryota, Fungi, Ascomycota, Eurotiomycetes, Chaetothyriales, Herpotrichiellaceae. The record is from RefSeq and is a predicted model, not a curated record. Bases 1 to 1251 code for a protein of 416 amino acids. Gene Ontology annotation, molecular function: 2 iron, 2 sulfur cluster binding; iron ion binding.
AUGCUUUCCACCCUCACCCAGUUCCUUGGGCCCAAAGCCCACGAAGUGCAGGUCAAACCGAAUGAUCAAGAACCACAGACACCAAAGCCACUACCAGCGUCAUGGUACUGCUUACCAGAAAUGUACCAGCUAGAACGACGGUCCAUAUUCUCGAAAAAGUGGUUACUCAUCACCCACAAACUCAGAUUCACAAACCCGGGAGACUUCUUCCGUUUCGAGCAGGCCGGAUAUCCAUUUGUGCUCUGUCUUGACAAGGACGACAAUAUCAAUGGCUUUCACAAUAUCUGUCGACACCGGGCCUUCCCAGUGGUGACGGAAGACGAGGGCAAUGCUCGCAUAUUUUCUUGUAAAUAUCAUGGCUGGUCGUAUGGUCUCAAUGGGAAGUUGGCUAAAGCACCCCGGUUUGACACCGUGCCUGGGUUCCAGAAGGAAAGCCAAAGUCUGUUCCCUGUCCAUGUCCAUAUUGAUGCCCUAGGAUUCGUCUGGGUAAACCUUGACAGUUCGGCCACCCCUUCGGUGGCAUGGGAAGAUGACUUCGAAGGUGUCGAUACCCAGGAACGCUUCAAGUCCUUCGAUUUCUCUCAGUACAAAUUUGAUCACGUCUGGGGCAUGAAAGGAGAUUUUAACUGGAAGACUCUCGCCGACAACUAUAAUGAAUGCUAUCAUUGCACCGUGGCCCAUCCGGAUGUGGUCCGGCUGGCUGACUUGUCGUACUACUAUACCGUCACCAAAGCCGGUCACAUCCAGCAUUUCUCACGACCUCGAAAGGGAAAGGAAGAGGAGGACAUCAAGAAUGCAAGCACUUACUAUUUCCCGAAUGCCUGUAUGACUGUUUCGCCGCACUUUUUCUACAUGAUGCGAUGCGUACCGACGUCGUCAACCACCGUCUCUUUAGAAUAUGAGGUCUAUCGUCAUGUCGAUUCCUCAGAUCACGACUUCGAAUACAUCGACUCGUUCUUCAAGCGCGUGUUGGGGGAAGACAAACAAUUAUGCAAUGCCACACAGACAAAUUUGAAUGCUGGGGUCUUUGUGAGUGGAGAAUUCCAUCCUGAAUUGGAGAGUGCACCGUUGUUCUUCCAGAGCCUGGUGAGGCAAUUGGUCACGAAGCACCGAGAAGAUGAGCAAGUCGACGGCCGAGAGAUAUGGCCUUCCCGACGCCAACCAUUGGGUUCCGCAGGUGUCGAGAAAGACGUUGCCUUUUGCUCCGGUUUGGCCUGUGAAACCCCAGCGCUGAUUGCUUGCGAAUGGUGA